AUGGUCGUCGUUCUAGAGAGAGUGAACAUGGUCGUGGCCGCCAGCAUUGGGCUGGUGGCUGAAUCCAUCAACCGCCACAAACAGAAUGCCCAAGCCCAGCAGCCUCAGAAUAGCGAUGACAAUCCCGAAGACGACCAGUGGGCGCUGGACGAAAUCCAAGACGACGUCUCGCGCAUCUCCGAUAGCGACGACGACAACGACAACGACGACAAAAAGAAGAAAAUCCGCAACCCAGCCCAUCUGGCCGACGACUUCCUCAAAAGAUACCCGCCGCCUGCUCCAGAAACUACGUCAAGCCACCUCCCACUCCCCGUCAUCAUUCCCCAGCGGCGCCCCGGCGUGCGUGUGCGUGGCUUCGUGAGAGCCUACGCACCGGACCUGGAGCGCUGCGGAAUCGACCAGGACACCUUUAUGGAUUUCCUGGUGACCUUCACGCGCGCCAGUCGGGCGCCGCAGUGGAUGGGCGCGUUUAACCUAACGGCCGCGGCGGCGUUUGCCUUGCCGGGGCAUGCGAUGGGCGCCGGGGUGGGAUUCGCUAUCCAGGUUGUUAAUGCGAUUGCGAUGGAGAUGAGAGGGCGUGUGCAGGCCAACGCCUUCCUCCAGAAACUGAACGAGGGCUUCUUCCAGCCCCGCGGGCUCUACUGCCUCGUUCUCUCGUUCGAUAAUACCCACGAACAGGCCAUGACUGAGGAGGCGCUUGCUGAGAAAAUCGCGAGCUCGGAUCCCAAGGCUAAGUCGGGUGUCCGCAAGUACACGGACAAGUUGCGCACGAACAGCGGGACGACAGGCCCCUCUGAGUUCCCUGAGUCGGCGCCGUUGGUAUUCCCCGUGCUGGACUGGAUGAAGGAGAAUCCUGAGCAGGCUGAGAAGCAGGGGAGGUAUCUCAAGUUCCGCAAAUUUGUGGCGGAUUACUAUGACCGCCGCGCGCAAGUUGAAUACGCUGCGAGGAACCCGACGAGUCCUUUGGCAGCAGCGCCGCAGCGUGGAUUCACGUCCAAGUUUGCGGAUCCAAACGAUGCCACCAACAAGUCGCCCAUCUCGCUGGCUACGGGGGGUGCUGUGCCCUACAAUGCCCAGUGGCGUGGAGAGACUCGCAAUCCGAGGCGUCAGCGCAAGAUUGCUGAUCUAACACUCCGGCAGAAAGUACUAUACAUGAUUAUCGUCAAUAUGCCGACAAACGACGACAUGAACCGCGCAGAGAGUCUCAUGGCCACAGAGUCCGAGGCAGACUUGGUCCCUGACAAUACUGAAAGGAGUGAUUGA
Molecule: messenger RNA, 1263 nt
Organism: Aspergillus versicolor CBS 583.65
Lineage: Eukaryota; Fungi; Ascomycota; Eurotiomycetes; Eurotiales; Aspergillaceae
Exons: 4
Coding region: 1-1263 (420 amino acids)
Source: RefSeq, a predicted model, not a curated record